This is a messenger RNA of Electrophorus electricus (electric eel), 1659 nucleotides long. It is a transcript of the gene spryd7b, whose product is annotated as SPRY domain containing 7b. The record is from RefSeq and is a predicted model, not a curated record. NCBI's taxonomy places the organism in Eukaryota, Metazoa, Chordata, Actinopteri, Gymnotiformes, Gymnotidae. Gene Ontology annotation, molecular function: protein binding.
AAAACGUGAGAGAGCGUGAACUACUAGCUCACUAAUCAGCAUUUUCUCAAAAGGCCUUAUAUUAGACAAUACUCGAUCUAAGCAUAUAGGUUGUGGAUGUUAUAUUUGUUACAAAUUUAGUAGGCUCUAAAAUAAUCACAAGACCGUAGGUUAUAGCGCAGUAAUUUCUCUAAAUGGGUGUAUUACACUACUACAGCGCAAUCAAUAUUGUUUUCUAUAGCGCUGAGUUCUCCCUACAACAGAUGACCCUGUGUCACGCUACCUUGCCAUGUGCCUGCAGCUAAUGCAUCGAUAACCAAUAGCUACUGUGUCACGUGUGAAAAUAUGUUGACCUCGAUUUUUCUUCCCCUGUUUCCAUGCCAUCAGUAAGCGCCUGGCCUCAGGAGCGCUUCGCUGAUUGGACAAAUCAGGGAUGAAAGGACGCGCAAUGGUGUAGUUAGCCGCUAGAGGGCACUGCGUAUCUAAGUACGACAUGAUUCCACGGAUCCGCGUUUUCCUUAGCCCGCUCUCGUGACGCAUAAAAAUGAACUUCCGUUAAAGUCCUCCAGCGACAGAAUGGCUGCAAUGUUUAUGUGUUGCUUGGGUUGUUGCGGUGAUGGGGCUUCAGGCCACAUACCUCUCAAAGAAAUGCCCACUGUUCAACUCGACACACAUCAUAUGGGGACGGAUGUUGUCAUAGUGAAAAGCGGGAGGCGGAUAUGUGGAACUGGAGCCUGCCUCGCCAACGCCCCUCUACACCAAAACAAGAGCUACUUUGAAUUCAAGAUCCAGUCAACGGGUGUGUGGGAAGUAGGCGUAGGCACUGAAAAGGCAAAUCUGAACCAGGUCCCUUUGGGUCGAGACAUUCACAGUUUGGUACUCAGGCAUGAUGGCUCUGUCUACCACAAUAAUGAAGAGAAGAACCGCCUCCCAGCUAACAGUUUGCCUCAAGAAGGAGAUGUUGUGGGUUUAACCUAUGACCAUGUGGAGCUGAACCUGUAUCUGAAUGGGAAGAACAUGCAGUGUCCUGCCUCAGGCAUUAGAGGGACUGUGUUCCCUGUAGUCUAUGUGGAUGACAGCGCCAUCUUAGAUUGCCAGUUCAGUGAGUUCUAUCAUACGCCUCCCCAAGGCUUUGAGAAGAUCCUGUUUGAACAGCAAAUCUUUUGAAUUUUCUGUUCCACAGGCACGCAUACAUAUAAGGUCCUUUUAGAACUUUGAGGAAAGGAUGUUGCACAGUCGUCAACAUUUUGUAUUUGCCUUCACCGUUGCUGCUGCCAUAGUCCAUAAGGAGACAAGCCAGGUGCGAGUCCAUGUGCGUGUGAGAAACUUGUCAGCAUAACAUCUUCACAUUUUCAUCAUUGAACAAACUCAGAUGUACUUAUGUCAAACAUAUGUUUGUGUUUUAAUAUUUAAUUUGAUGGUCUUCAUUUCAUAUAUUUCUAUUUGUGUUAAGCUGUUCAUUUAAGAAUGUAAGUUUGAGGUUGUUUUUUUUUUUUUUACUGUCUAUAAAAUAUCACUUUUCUAAACACUACAGCAAGAGAACAGAUUUUAUGUAUGCUCUGGUAAAACUGAGUAAAAUGGUUUAUUUUGUUUGCACUAUUUAUGUCUAAUCAUGACAAAGUAAAGCAAAUGUACUUGUUUGUUGUCACAAAUCAAAAUAAAAAUGAUCUGUGGAAUCAC